Messenger RNA from Emiliania huxleyi CCMP1516, 384 nucleotides. RefSeq lists its product as hypothetical. The transcript has a single exon. Lineage: Eukaryota; Haptophyta; Isochrysidales; Noelaerhabdaceae. The record is from RefSeq and is a predicted model, not a curated record. Gene Ontology annotation, molecular function: GTPase activator activity. The coding region runs from base 1 to 384 and encodes 127 amino acids.
AUGUCGGCCGCAACCGGUGCAUCCGCGGCCGCGAAAGCGGCCAUCCGGCGGAUGAGGGGCAACGAGGUGUGCGCGGAGUGCGCGGCGCCGCAGGUUGAGUGGUUGGUGCUCGAGUACGGCGUGGUCGUCUGCAUCCGGUGCGCCGGCGGCCACCGCGGACUCGGCUCUCACAUCUGCAAGGCGUGCCGCCGCCGCGCUCACUCGCCUCACGGCAGCGGUCGCGUGAGACGCUGCGCCCGCCGUCUCGGCAAACAGGUGCGGUCCAUCGACUUGGACGACUUCUCCGAGGCCGAGCUUCAAUGGGCGCAGGAGCACAGCAGCGUGCGGAACGCCGCCAUCGCAGGGCCAUCCACUCUUUACCACAGCCGGUUGGCGGCUGUGUAG